This is a messenger RNA of Suillus bovinus, 291 nucleotides long. RefSeq lists its product as uncharacterized. The annotation marks the transcript as partial. The transcript is spliced from 2 exons. The record is from RefSeq and is a predicted model, not a curated record. Lineage: Eukaryota; Fungi; Basidiomycota; Agaricomycetes; Boletales; Suillaceae.
AAACACUAUGAACCAUGAAAUUCACUUCACUCACUAAUAUUGUCAUAUCUGCCGCAGCGAUGGCUGGCGUAUUAGCUAUCGCAUCUAAUUCAGAUACAACACCCAUUGGUCGAAGCUGUGUGGACAACUUCCGUAGGCACUUUUGCGGCCUACUAGGUGCAGGCUGCAUACUAAAUCUUAACAACUUGAUGCCUUACGCGGUUUACUGCAGAUCGAAAGGGACAGUUGAAACAGCCACGGCGUGUGGCUGCCAAACUUGCUGUCGCAAUGGAGGUAAUGUGAAGACUAUAU